UCUUUGAUCCAGAUGACAGUUCUCAAUCUGCUACCACGGCUGGCGGCUUUUCGUCCUUCAGCAUUCACAGCUGAUCAGUAUCUUCCAGACACCAUGAAUCAUGUUCUCAGUUGUGUGAAGAAGGAGAAGGAGCGGACAGCAGCCUUCCAGGCUUUGGGUUUGCUUUCUGUGGCUGUGAGGUCUGAGUUUCAAGCUUACCUGCCAAAAGUUCUUGAAAUCAUUAAAGCAGCUCUUCCACCAAAGGACUUUGCCCACAAGAGGCAGAAGUCUGUGCAGGUUGAUGCCACAGUCUUCACCUGCAUUAGUAUGCUGGCACGAGCCAUGGGACCCAGCAUCCAGCAGGACAUCAAAGAGCUUUUGGAACCUAUGCUGGCUGUGGGCCUGAGCCCUGCUCUGACAGCUGUGCUGUAUGACUUGAGUCGCCAGAUCCCCCAGCUAAAGAAGGAUAUCCAGGAUGGGCUGCUGAAAAUGCUCUCCCUUGUCCUAAUGCACAAGCCUCUGCGACAUCCAGGCAUGCCAAAGGGCCUGGCCCACCAGCUUGCCUCCCCUAGCCUCACCAACAUCCCAGAGGCCAGUGAUGUGGGUAGCAUCACCCUAGCCCUUCGUACACUGGGUAGCUUUGAAUUUGAAGGCCACUCUCUGACCCAGUUUGUCCGGCACUGUGCAGACCACUUCCUGAACAGCGAGCACAAGGAGAUCCGGAUGGAAGCAGCCCGCACCUGCUCUCGCCUCCUCACCCCUUCCAUCCACCUGAUCAGUGGCCAUGCCCAUGUGGUCAGUCAGACAGCAGUGCAGGUUGUGGCUGAUGUACUCAGCAAACUGCUUGUGGUUGGAAUAACUGACCCAGACCCUGAUAUACGUUUCUGUGUGCUGGCUUCUUUGGAUGAGCGAUUCGAUGCUCACCUGGCUCAGGCUGAAAAUUUGCAAGCUCUUUUUGUGGCCUUGAAUGAUCAAGUGUUUGAAAUCCGAGAGCUGGCCAUCUGCACUGUGGGUCGCCUGAGCAGCAUGAACCCUGCCUUUGUCAUGCCCUUUCUGCGCAAGAUGCUAAUCCAGAUUCUGACAGAGCUAGAGCACAGUGGUGUUGGCAGGAUUAAAGAGCAAAGUGCCAGGAUGUUGGGUCACCUUGUUUCCAAUGCUCCACGCCUCAUUCGUCCGUACAUGGAGCCUAUCCUAAAGGCACUGAUUGUGAAACUGAAAGAUCCUGAUCCAGACCCAAAUCCAGGGGUAAUUAACAACGUCCUGGCUACCAUAGGGGAGCUUGCACAGGUCAGUGGGCUGGAAAUGAGGAAGUGGGUGGAUGAGCUCUUCAUUAUAAUUAUGGACAUGUUACAGGAUUCCUCUCUGCUGGCUAAAAGACAAGUGGCUCUUUGGACACUGGGACAGCUUGUGGCCAGCACUGGUUAUGUGGUGGAACCAUACAGGAAGUACCCAACUUUGCUGGAGGUGCUUCUGAACUUCCUGAAGACUGAGCAGAACCAGGGCACCCGUAGAGAGGCCAUUCGUGUGCUAGGGUUGCUGGGUGCUUUGGACCCUUAUAAACACAAAGUGAACAUUGGCAUGAUUGAUCAGUCACGAGAUGCUUCAGCUGUCAGCCUCUCAGAGUCCAAAUCCAGCCAGGAUUCUUCGGACUACAGCACCAGUGAGAUGCUGGUGAACAUGGGAAACCUCCCUCUGGAUGAGUUCUACCCAGCUGUCUCUAUGGUGGCACUGAUGAGAAUUUUCCGAGACCAGUCCUUGUCACAACACCACACGAUGGUAGUCCAGGCCAUCACUUUUAUUUUCAAAUCCCUUGGGCUGAAGUGUGUGCAAUUCCUGCCCCAGGUCAUGCCAACUUUUCUUAACGUAAUCCGGGUUUGUGAUGGUGCCAUCCGAGAGUUCCUCUUCCAGCAACUGGGGAUGUUGGUGUCCUUUGUGAGAAGUCAUAUUCGGCCCUAUAUGGAUGAAAUUGUCACCCUGAUGAGAGACUUUUGGGUCAUGAACAACUCCAUACAGAGCACCAUUAUCCUACUUAUUGAGCAAAUUGUGGUGGCUCUGGGAGGUGAAUUCAAACUUUAUCUGCCUCAGCUCAUUCCUCACAUGUUACGGGUCUUCAUGCAUGACAACAGUCAGAGUCGUGUUGUGUCCGUCAAGCUCUUGAAUGCAAUCCAACUCUUUGGAGCUAACCUGGAUGACUACCUUCAUUUGUUACUACCUCCAAUUGUGAAGUUAUUUGAUGCCCCGGAUGUCCCAGUGGUGGCUCGCAAAGCUGCUCUAGAAACAGUGGACCGCUUGACUGAAUCCCUGGAUUUCACUGAUUAUGCUUCACGGAUCAUUCAUCCCAUCGUGCGGACACUAGAUCAGAGCCCUGAGCUUCGGACAACUGCAAUGGACACCCUCUCCUCUCUGGUCUUCCAGCUGGGAAAGAAGUACCAGAUUUUUAUCCCGAUGGUGAACAAAGUUCUGGUGCGACACAGAAUUAACCACCAACGCUAUGAUGUUCUCAUCUGCAGGAUUGUAAAGGGCUAUACUCUUGCUGAUGAAGAGGAGGAUCCCCUGAUUUAUCAACACCGAAUGCUGAGAAGCAACCAGGGAGAAACUUUGGCCAGUGGUCCUGUGGAAACGGGUCCCAUGAAGAAAUUGCAUGUUAGCACCAUCAACCUGCAGAAGGCCUGGGGAGCAGCUAGAAGAGUUUCCAAAGACGACUGGUUGGAAUGGUUAAGAAGACUGAGUUUGGAGCUGCUGAAAGAUUCCUCCUCACCAUCCUUGCGCUCGUGCUGGGCCCUGGCUCAGGCCUAUAAUCCCAUGGCUCGUGAUCUCUUCAAUGCUGCUUUUGUUUCAUGCUGGUCUGAACUAAACGAAGACCAGCAGGACGAGCUGAUCCGAAGCAUUGAAUUGGCCCUGACUUCUCAGGACAUUGCAGAAGUCACUCAGACACUGCUGAACUUGGCAGAAUUCAUGGAACACAGUGACAAGGGUCCACUGCCUCUGAGAGAUGACAAUGGCAUUGUGCUCCUGGGGGAACGUGCUGCCAAGUGUCGAGCAUAUGCCAAGGCCCUGCACUACAAGGAGCUGGAAUUUCAGAAGGGCCCCACCCCAGCCAUUCUAGAGUCUCUCAUCAGCAUUAACAAUAAACUGCAACAGCCAGAAGCAGCUGCUGGAGUACUGGAAUAUGCCAUGAAGCACUUUGGGGAGCUGGAAAUUCAAGCUACCUGGUAUGAAAAGCUCCAUGAAUGGGAAGAUGCUCUGGUGGCCUAUGACAAGAAGAUGGACACAAACAAAGAUGAUCCUGAGCUGAUGCUGGGACGGAUGCGUUGCUUGGAAGCACUUGGUGAAUGGGGGCAGCUCCACCAGCAAUGCUGUGAAAAGUGGACCCAGGUCAAUGAUGAAACUCAAGCUAAAAUGGCUAGGAUGGCUGCUGCUGCUGCCUGGGGUCUAGGUCAGUGGGAUAGCAUGGAAGAAUAUACCUGCAUGAUCCCAAGGGACACCCAUGAUGGUGCUUUCUACAGGGCUGUGCUGGCUCUUCAUCAGGACCUUUUCUCACUGGCUCAGCAGUGCAUUGACAAAGCCAGAGAUCUGCUAGAUGCUGAGCUGACUGCCAUGGCAGGAGAGAGCUAUAGUCGAGCCUAUGGGGCUAUGGUAUCCUGCCAGAUGCUGUCAGAGCUGGAAGAGGUUAUCCAGUACAAACUUGUACCAGAACGCCGUGAGAUCAUCCGCCAGAUCUGGUGGGAAAGGCUGCAGGGCUGUCAACGAAUUGUGGAAGACUGGCAAAGGAUACUGAUGGUCCGAUCUCUUGUUGUGAACCCUCAUGAGGACAUGAGAACUUGGCUGAAGUAUGCCAGCUUGUGUGGCAAGAGUGGGAGACUGGCUUUGGCCCAUAAGACACUUGUCCUGCUCUUGGGUGUAGAUCCAUCUCGACAGCUGGAUCACCCCCUGCCCACAGUACACCCCCAAGUGACUUACGCCUACAUGAAGCACAUGUGGAAGAGUGCCCGUAAGAUCGAUGCGUUCCAGCACAUGCAGCACUUCGUGCAGACAAUGCAGCAGCAGGCACAGCAUGCCAUUGCAACUGAGGACCAGCAGCACAAGCAGGAACUCCACAAGCUCAUGGCACGGUGUUUCCUGAAACUGGGUGAGUGGCAGCUGAACCUGCAAGGCAUCAAUGAGAGCACAAUCCCCAAAGUCCUGCAAUACUACAGUGCUGCAACAGAGCAUGAUCGCAACUGGUACAAGGCCUGGCAUGCCUGGGCAGUGAUGAACUUUGAAGCAGUGCUUCACUACAAACAUCAAAACCAGGCCAGAGAUGAGAAGAAGAAACUACGUCAUGCCAGUGGAGCCAGCAUCACCAGUGCCAACACUGAGGGCAGCAACAGUGAGAGUGAUGCAGAGAGUGCAGAGAACAGUCCCAUCCCUUCUCCAGUGCAGAAGAAAGUCACUGAGGAUUUAUCCAAGACCCUCCUGAUGUACACAGUCCCUGCUGUCCAAGGUUUCUUCCGCUCCAUAUCUUUGUCUCGAGGAAACAACCUGCAAGACACUCUAAGAGUCCUUACUCUGUGGUUUGACUAUGGCCACUGGCCUGAUGUGAAUGAGGCUUUGGUAGAAGGAGUCAAAGCAAUCCAAAUAGACACUUGGCUGCAGGUUAUCCCUCAGCUCAUUGCAAGAAUUGACACCCCUCGACCAUUGGUAGGACGCCUCAUUCACCAGCUCCUCACAGACAUUGGACGCUACCACCCCCAGGCUUUGAUCUAUCCUUUGACUGUGGCCUCUAAAUCUACAACCACUGCUCGCCACAAUGCUGCAAAUAAGAUCUUGAAAAACAUGUGUGAGCACAGCAACACCCUGGUGCAGCAGGCAAUGAUGGUGAGUGAAGAGCUAAUCCGUGUAGCCAUCCUAUGGCAUGAGAUGUGGCAUGAAGGUCUGGAAGAAGCAUCUCGUCUAUACUUCGGAGAAAGGAAUGUGAAGGGAAUGUUUGAAGUGCUGGAACCACUUCAUGCAAUGAUGGAGCGUGGGCCUCAGACUUUAAAAGAGACAUCCUUCAAUCAGGCCUAUGGCAGAGAUCUAAUGGAAGCUCAGGAGUGGUGCAGGAAGUACAUGAAAUCAGGGAAUGUCAAAGACCUAACUCAGGCAUGGGAUCUCUAUUACCAUGUGUUCCGGCGUAUCUCAAAGCAGCUGCCUCAGCUGACUUCUUUGGAACUACAGUACGUGUCUCCAAAACUCUUAAUGUGCCGGGACCUGGAACUGGCAGUGCCAGGAACCUAUGAUCCCAAUCAGCCCAUUAUACGCAUCCAGUCCAUCGCUCCCUCACUGCAAGUCAUCACCUCCAAGCAGCGGCCCAGGAAGUUAACAUUAAUGGGAAGCAAUGGGCAUGAGUUUGUAUUCCUUCUGAAAGGUCAUGAAGACCUUCGCCAAGAUGAAAGAGUGAUGCAGCUUUUUGGGUUGGUCAACACUCUGCUAGCAAAUGACCCAACUUCUCUUCGGAAAAACCUCAGCAUCCAGAGAUAUGCUGUCAUUCCCCUCUCUACAAAUUCAGGCUUGAUUGGUUGGGUGCCCCACUGUGACACCCUGCAUGCACUCAUCAGAGACUACAGGGAGAAGAAGAAGAUCCUGCUCAACAUUGAGCAUCGCAUCAUGCUGAGGAUGGCUCCAGAUUAUGACCACCUGACUCUGAUGCAGAAAGUAGAAGUAUUUGAACAUGCUGUCAACAACACAGCUGGGGAUGACCUUGCCAAACUGCUGUGGUUGAAAAGCCCAAGCUCAGAGGUCUGGUUUGACAGAAGAACAAACUACACUCGUUCACUAGCUGUGAUGUCAAUGGUUGGGUACAUUUUGGGCCUUGGGGACAGACACCCAUCCAAUCUGAUGCUAGACAGGCUGAGUGGAAAGAUCCUGCAUAUCGACUUUGGGGACUGUUUUGAGGUGGCAAUGACAAGAGAAAAGUUCCCUGAGAAGAUUCCAUUUAGGUUAACAAGAAUGCUGACAAAUGCUAUGGAGGUGACAGGCCUCGAUGGCAAUUACAGAAUCACCUGUCACACUGUGAUGGAAGUCCUGCGUGAGCAUAAGGACAGUGUCAUGGCUGUGCUUGAAGCCUUUGUGUAUGAUCCCUUACUGAACUGGAGGCUCAUGGACACAAAUACAAAGGGCAAUAAGCGCUCACGAACAAGAACAGACUCCUACUCAGCUAGUCAGUCAGUAGAAAUGCUGGACAGUGUGGAAUUGGGUGAGACAGCCCAUAAGAAAACUGGGACCACAGUGCCUGAAUCUAUCCAUUCCUUCAUAGGAGAUGGUCUGGUGAAGCCAGAAGCUCUAAACAAGAAGGCAAUUCAAAUCAUCAACAGGGUUCGAGACAAGCUCACUGGUCGAGACUUCUCUCAUGAUGAAACUCUCGAUGUACCCACACAAGUAGAACUGCUCAUUAAGCAAGCUACUUCUCAUGAGAAUCUAUGCCAGUGCUACAUUGGAUGGUGUCCUUUCUGGUAACAGAAGAUUCCAAAGUAUCCA
Indicator indicator is the source of this 6474-nucleotide messenger RNA. RefSeq names its product mechanistic target of rapamycin kinase (gene MTOR). Gene Ontology annotation, cellular component: nucleus; TORC1 complex; TORC2 complex. Gene Ontology annotation, molecular function: protein serine/threonine kinase activity; protein binding; protein-containing complex binding. Gene Ontology annotation, biological process: negative regulation of macroautophagy; TOR signaling; protein phosphorylation. The transcript is spliced from 51 exons. The coding region runs from base 13 to 6453 and encodes 2146 amino acids. The record is from RefSeq and is a predicted model, not a curated record. NCBI's taxonomy places the organism in Eukaryota, Metazoa, Chordata, Aves, Piciformes, Indicatoridae.